AUCGCAAAAUGUCUCCGCCCGGCACCAGAGUUGCGAAGCCAGUCUUCUUGGGGAUAACUUCUGCGCUGUUUGCACUCUGCCUGUUAUGUUCCCUGGUCCGCUUUUACAUCCGGCUGGCCGUGCAGAGGGAAUUCGGCUACGAUGACGGCUGGCUUAUCGUUGGCCUUUGCUGCCUUAUUGGUGGCAUGAUAACGAUCUAUGUAUCGAUAGAUCUCAUGUAUGAAAUGCAGGCUGUCGCGCAAAUGGCCGCCACGGGAAUGACCACAAUACCCACUACGCCCGAAGAAGCUGCGAUGCUAGCUACUAUGCUCCGCAAAACCUUAGAAUUCCGCAGGUUGGCGGCAGCAUCGACCACCCUUGUCUGGGCCACUAUAUGCUCAGUCAAGUUCAGUUUCCUCGCCUUGUUCAAGCGGUUGAUCAGGCAAAUGCCGCGCUUGAUGCAGUUUUGGUGGGCGGUAACGGUUGUGAAUGCCGCCAUUGCCGUAUAUGGAGUCACUGUCUUUUUCAUCGCGUGUCCGAAUUUUACGGAGAAGGAUUUGGUACAGAAAAUGGCGUCAUGUAAAUCCGGAGCUGCGAUGGCCCGCCAAAUCAACCACGCGACGGCCCAUAUGGUACUGGAUAUUUUUGGCGAUCUGCUUAUUCUCACAAUUCCCGUCGUCAUCCUGUGGCAAAUCCGCAUCCCUUUAUCUCAAAAGGUCGGUCUAGGCUUCACCCUAUGCUUGACCAUUAUCAUGAUCGCCGUGACUGCCGGACGCAUGAUCGGUCUCAAGUACCAAGGCCAACUCGAACACAUCUGGGAAACUCUUUUCCUAGCAGCUUCGGGGGAGAUUGGCUUGAUUCUGGUCUCCGCGUCGGCGUUCCGCUCACUGUAUAUCUCCAAGAUCAGAGUCAAAGAUCGAGGGCAUCAGACCAUUACUACUCUGAACUGGUAUCACAGGAGCAGAUCGGCUUUCCGCAGGAUGGCUGGCUCGGAAUCGGAUCAACCGCGGACGACUGUUCUGGUUCGCGAUGGAUCGGAGGAAGUGAAGGAUGGGGAACGCAUCGGUGGGAAAAUCCCGGGAGCCACCAUGACUGGUAUUCGUACGUUCAUCGAUGGGAAUGGAAAAACAACCACGAUAGAUGUAGAAAAGCAAGAUCAAGAAAGCAUUUAGAUAUUGGUAGGCGGAGCGCCUCGUCAAUAUAUUUUCCACUUUAUGAUCCACCAAAAGCAUGAUUAUACGAACUCAUCUCACCGUUUGAACCUCGUGUUUCCGACUACCGACGGACUAACAACCAACUAAAGAGCAUCCAUAGAACCGAACGUUCGGUCUGACAACAUAUUCCGACAAUGACAACCCGAAUUUGGAAUCCCCACACCCUCCGCACAUCAGACCAUUCAAACCAUGUCUCCAAAACUCCCAUCCUUCGGACCCCAAAUGACGCAAUCACAUACCCAAUUUAUCCCUAUACCCGCGCCAUCCCUCACCAAUCAACCCAUUACAACACAAGUAAGCAGAGCAAAGCAUAACCUACGCCCGUAAGCUAAGCAACAAGGCGACCGUAAACAAGCCACAACAGCCGAAUGCUUAUUUUUCCCCUUAUCCUGUAGACUAGACACCGGAUCUUACCCGACGGAAUCAAACAAAGAAAGAAAGAAAGAACGAAAGGGAAUGGUACUUGGAACCGUCCCAAGAUACAUCAUAUCAGGUUGGAUUCCCUUCGUUAAUUUGUCCCAAAACGGACUGCUUUCUCCAUCAUUCUGUAUGUAUGCGAUUUACAUACUUU
Messenger RNA from Periconia digitata, 1764 nucleotides. The record is from the annotation of a GenBank genome assembly. Lineage: Eukaryota; Fungi; Ascomycota; Dothideomycetes; Pleosporales; Periconiaceae.